Messenger RNA from Funneliformis geosporum, 2124 nucleotides. The record is from the annotation of a GenBank genome assembly. NCBI's taxonomy places the organism in Eukaryota, Fungi, Glomeromycota, Glomeromycetes, Glomerales, Glomeraceae.
AUGGCAUCGAAAGUUUGGCUUGAGGCCACCCUUAAGAACGGAUAUAUAAAGUUUAUUGAGUAUGAUUCAUUUGAAGAUAUAACACCUAUACCCAUACAGAGUAAAAACGCAUCAUCGAACAAAAAAUUAUGUUGGGCCAAUUGGGGUAACAAUCAUAAGAAUAAUAAGUUGCACGUUGCUUUAAAAACUUGGAGAUUAAAUUACGACAAUAUCGAUCAUGACGCCGUAGAAAGGUUUGUUAAUGAGUUGACAUUAUUACCAAAAGUAAAUUUUCACGCGAAUAUAAUAAGAUUCUUUGGAAUGAGUCAUGUUUCCUCCAGCGAUACAUAUUAUCUGGUAACACAAUAUGCUAAUGGCGGUUCGUUACGACAACAUUUAAAACGUAACCAUCAACAGUUAACGUGGUGUGAUAAGACUCGAAUUAUCAUGGAAAUAGCAACAGGUUUACAAUGCAUACACAAUGAAGGAAUAUCACAUAGGAAUCUGCACCCAAAUAAUGUACUGGUUCAUGAUGGAAGAAUGAUGAUAGCAGAUUUGGGUUUCUCGGAUACAUGGCAUAAUUCAACGACGCCAUAUCACGAUGAGAUGAUUCCGUUUUUAGAACCUUUGUUCUUACAAGAUAAUUUUUAUCAAAGGGACAAGAGAUCGGAUAUUUAUAGCUUGGGUGUGUUAAUGUGUGAAGUAUCAAGUGGGCGUCCUCCAUUUGAAUCAACGGCAUCAAAUUUUCAUCUAUUAUUGAGAAUAAUAAUGAACGGAGAAAGAGAAUCAACCAUAAUACCAGGAGCUCCGUUACAAUAUGUGCAACUUUAUCGACAUUGUUGGGAUGGUGAUCCAAAUUUACGCCCUAUCAUACACGAAGCUUUAAAAAGAUUGAACGAAAUGCAAUUGGAUUCUUCUUUUAUUAAACCUGGAGAAGUUCGUUUUAAACUUGAUCCUAUUCCCUUGAAGAAUAUUGGAACUUUAUCAAAUAAUAAUGGAAAACGAUUGAUUAAGAGGCACUCUCAUCCAAAUAUACAAAAUAUCUCACCAUCUUUACCUCCUACAACAUCCCCAAGGACCACUCCUCCUCAUCCUUUAGACUCUAUAGAUUCUGCAAAUGAUAUCGGAGAUUAUGUCGUAAUCGAUAAAAAUGAAUUUGACUUAACGAGGAAGAGGUAUGAAAAGGCAAAAAGCUUGAAUCUUCGAAAUCCUCGCAUGAGUCGAACAUCAUAUGGAGAUAGAAAUGAUGUAUAUAUGCAACGUGAAGAAAAUGAUGAAGUAAAAGACGUAUUGUUUGAAAACAUUUCAAUAAAUAAUUGUCAGCAACCACAAAUAUUAUUGGUAGCAAGGUAUUCUCCGGCAAAGAAAAUAAUAUCAGCAUUUGAAGUGUUAAAGAAGAAUGGAGUGAAUUUGAGGGAUAAAGACAUCAAAGAGAAAACGGCAAUACAUAAAUUAAUUUGGAAUGACGAUUUAUUCGAAAUGAAUAUUGGAUUUGCAUCAGCAAAAUAUCCAAGACAUAAUCAUUUUAGAGUAGCAUUAAAAUGGUUAUGCUCCAAUAAUAUUAAUAUUAAUUCAACGGACGAAUUUGGGUGGACUCCAUUGCAUGAAGCAAUAUGGAAAAGAAGAGAAUCUGGUAUCAUAUCUGCGUUACUGGAUCAUAAUGCGAAUCCGAACAUAACUGAUAAACAUGGUUCAACCGCACUUCAUCAAUGUUUAAAUCUCUUGAGGAUGACGACAGACGAUUCAGAAAAAUCUCAAUUAUAUGAUUGUAUAAAAUUACUUUUAUCUAAUGGCGCCAAUCCAAAUUUAUCACUGCCGGAUCAUACUCUGACAUUGUCUGGAGUUCCUUUCCCAAAUUCUUUAUUUGCCGCCGUUUAUUUGGAUUUACCAUUGGAUAUUAUUGAAUUAAUGGUAAAAAAAGGUGGUGAUGUUGCAUCAACCUCCUUUCGUGGAUUAUAUUUACUGGAUUUUGCGGCUAAAGUUAAUAAUAUUCGUGCUCUAAAAUAUUUAACUGAUCACAAGAAUUUCUUUGGGAAAAAAAGUAUUUUUAACGCUUUAAAAUAUCCUGUUAAAUCGUAUACCAUCAAACAUGAAAAACCUAUUAAUAGAGGUAGAAGGUUUCAUAAUAAUAUUUCCACCGUUUGA